This is a messenger RNA of Lolium rigidum, 611 nucleotides long. RefSeq names its product anaphase-promoting complex subunit 11. Gene Ontology annotation, molecular function: ubiquitin protein ligase activity; zinc ion binding; cullin family protein binding. Lineage: Eukaryota; Viridiplantae; Streptophyta; Magnoliopsida; Poales; Poaceae. The transcript is spliced from 2 exons. Gene Ontology annotation, biological process: positive regulation of mitotic metaphase/anaphase transition; anaphase-promoting complex-dependent catabolic process; protein ubiquitination. Gene Ontology annotation, cellular component: anaphase-promoting complex; nucleus. The record is from RefSeq and is a predicted model, not a curated record. The coding region runs from base 106 to 360 and encodes 84 amino acids.
ACAGACCCGAGCGACUAGCAGGCGGAGCAGGCAGCGGCGACGACGGCGGCGGGUCGGCGGCGGCCUGCUACCGGCGAGCACCUCCUCCAUUUCCCCCGUCAAGAAAUGAAGGUUAAGAUUCUUCAGUGGCAUGCGGUGGCUUCUUGGACAUGGGACGCCCAAGAUGAGACAUGUGGCAUAUGCAGGAUGGCAUUUGAUGGCUGCUGCCCUGAUUGUAAGUUCCCUGGUGAUGAUUGCCCGCUCAUUUGGGGUGCCUGCAAUCAUGCUUUCCAUCUUCACUGCAUACUCAAGUGGGUGAACUCUCAAACAUCAACCCCCCUUUGCCCCAUGUGCCGUAGAGAGUGGCAGUUCAAGGGCUAAUUGGCAUGUCAAAGUAUGUCAGCACCAGGUGUGUUCUUAGCUCAUAGAGAGCUGGAAUGGGUUUUAAGCUGGAAUGUAGUUAUGUUGUCUUGUAAGGGUUCUGUAGUAGUUUCUGGAAAUCAGGAGGAUUGGCAUGUUUUAAGUCAAACUGUGAGGCCGUGAGCCACAGCUAUUGUGUCUUUCCAAGUUUCUGACCGAGCAAAUGCAAUGAUUAAAUUUGAAAGUUCUAAGCAGCCUGAGAUUGUGACAAA